CUUGCUGAAUUUUACAAAGGAUUAUAACUUAAGGGAUUUAUUAGUCCUACAAAACAUCAAAUAGCAGUGUUUAGCUGUUCUCUGCUUACUUGGUAAUUGCCUAGGCAGUUCUGGCCCUAAAAAGCUAGAAAGCCUAAAAUAUACGCUAGUGAGGGGUGAUUUUGCAAGACCAUGCACCUAGCUUCUAGCCACAACAGCAUGCCAGGUCUGGUCAUGGAGUCUAACCAGGUCAACGGCAACCAGCCCAACGCCAGACCUCCAGGUACUAAAAGCAGGCCCAACUACAAUGAUGCUGCAGCCGCAACACGACAAGUUGUUAAGAAAGAGGACAACUACAACGACGACGACGAUGACAACGACAACGAUAGCGAAGGCGACGAUGGUGUCUACAGGUCGCGGCCGCAGCUGCAAGAGCCUGAGAUUCUCAUACGCAGCCUGGCCGAUUUGAUGAAGAGGCUGCAAGCCGGAGACAUCGACGUUGACCCUGAGUAUCAGAGAGACGUUGUCUGGACAGCUGAUCGCAUGACGAGUCUGAUCAAUUCGCUCAUGGAGAAUUUCUACAUCCCUCCCAUUCUACUGAACAAGAAGCCGCGGCCGCAGCAGGAUGUUUCAGCUCCUCAGGAAAUAUACGUAUGCGUUGAUGGCAAGCAACGUCUGUCAUCUGUGCUUGCGUUCAUCAAGGGCAUGAUCCCAUGUCACGAUCACCGAGGAGAGAAGUGGUGGUUUUGCGAACCAGAAGGUAGCAAGCGCAAGCGAGUCAUAUCGGAGCAACAGCAAAAGCAGUUCUUCCUGAAAGAAUUUGUGGCAUUCGAAUACGACAACUUAUCGCCAGAGCAAGAAGAGGAUCUUUUUGCCAGAGUUCAGAUGGGGAUGCAGUUGAACCUUGCAGAAAAGAUGCGCGCAUCGACGGGGCCGUGGCAAGAACUCGCUAGGCUGUACGUCGUGGACUUCCCAGCCGUAUACUCGUUGAUGAAGGACAGAGCCAGGUCCAAGGACUUCCAGCUCACGUUAUCCUGUUUCAGUCAGAUUGUUGAGUGCAUGCACCCAACAGCUGCGAACGGCGUACCAGUACUAAAGACCAAUCACACCCAUCUACCGAAGCUUCUAAGUAACAAGGGCGCUGUGGACGAUGCCCUCAAGUCACACCUUGCGAGCGUCUGGAAUACAUUCAAGGACCUCAUCGAGGCCGAUCCUGACACGUUCACGAACGCCAAUAAGUACCUACGGGGUGUACAGACAUUCGCUCCUGUUGAGAUGGUCGCAGUAUCUGUUCUCAUCUCGAUGCACUCCGAGACUCGUAACAACAGGCUGCUACUUGGCGAUAUCCAAGCUAUGCGUACAGCUGUGCGUGAGAACUUUGUCGAUCUUCGACUCAACGCAACUGUAUGGAAAUGGUUCUGGGAGUAUAUUGAGAACUUGGAGACCAUCCGAGGAGCCAUUGAUGGGAGCACUCUCAGCCGACGAACAAAUCAGCCAACCAAGAAGAACGUUUCCAGUGAAGGAGCAGCAGCCAGCUCGACUGUAGCAGCAAUCAGUGCUGCGGCUGCAGCCCCUAAAAAGGGGAGGUUCACAGCCCGAACCAAACGGCGAGCGGAAGCACCGGUCGACGAGAUGCUUAUCGAGACUCCUGCCGCUGUGGAGCAAGAGCCGGUUGCAGCUCCUAUGCCGGAUUUGCGGUCCCCGAAACGAAGACGUACUGAGAACAGCGUCCCGAGUGGAUUACUCGAUGAUGUUAAUGCAUUGUCGGGCUCAAUCAACCACACGACUGGUCGAUCCACUGGAACGGCGGAAAUGCGAACGAACCCAGACUCAGGACUUCCGCCUCCUCCUGCAGAAGUGCGAAGACAGCAUAUGAACAAAACCAACGGCUAUCAAUCCGCGCAUAGAUCUGCUAUUACAAUUUUACCCAGCGGCUUACCUGAAUACCAUCCACAGUCUGCAGGAGAGCCGCCACGAGCGCCAGUAGCGCCCAUGCAGGCCGGGCCAGGUCCGUUCUCCUCGAGUCAUAGCAUGUGGCAAGAUGGAGGUACCCAGCAGCCUCAAGCGAUGGUCACUCUAAGAGAGCCCCUUCCAGGUCAACCGCGUUCGACACAGAAAGGCAGCACAAGUACACUGCAGUCUACAUGUGGACAGCAUGGUGAGCCCAUCGAUCUGACAAGUGAUACGGAACAGGAGCGGGCAAGUCUACUGUCGGCUUUCAAAACGAGACCUGUCUCCACCAGACCAUCAAGCACUACUUCAAAGCCCACACCGGAGCCUGCAUCGCAGAAACGGAAGUCCACUGCCGAGAAGCCCAGAAUAUCAUCGCAAGAGCAGCCAAACAGGGAGAAUAACCCGUAAGUAAGGCAUAAGGGACCACGAAGCAGAUUGGAACAAAGACAUCAAAUAUAUAAUCAGGCGCGAUCUGCCCGAUUGACUUGCCGGGCUCCUGGCUCGUUCCGCAGCUCAAAUGUAGAGAACGAAGACGGCCACCUGAGCGGCAGAAACAGUAAGGAGGCAUUAUUGGUAUCAAAAUUACAUCCUAGCUAGCGAGCAUCAACUACAUCACUCACUCGUUUACAC
Messenger RNA from Didymella exigua CBS 183.55, 2562 nucleotides. RefSeq lists its product as uncharacterized. The transcript is spliced from 5 exons. Bases 199 to 2340 code for a protein of 713 amino acids. NCBI's taxonomy places the organism in Eukaryota, Fungi, Ascomycota, Dothideomycetes, Pleosporales, Didymellaceae. The record is from RefSeq and is a predicted model, not a curated record.